CAUCUUUGACGCAACUUUGGGGCAUCUUUGACAGUGGCUCCAAACUUAAAAAUCUACUGCUCUAAUUAACAAUGUCAGUACAGUAAUUUACCGACGAGAAAAACCCACAUAUAUUGCACUUGUAAUACAACCUUCCCAUAUUGCACCUUGUGUCAAAUAUUCUAUGUAAGCAAAAUUCUCGGGAUAUUAAAUACAAGUCUUCAAUUUUGUAGCAAGAAAAAAUCUUCAAUGGAAUAUUAAUAAAAGAGGAGUGGUUGCUCCGCUAGGUUAUGCAUCAUAUGAAAAAAAAAAAAAAAAAAAAAAAAAAAAAGUGAAUUGAACAUGCCGUUAAAAAAGUUUAACUAUGAGAAAAGUUUGGCUACCACUGAUAAAAAAAUAAAAGUAUAAGUUUACCAUUGAAAAUUUGCUUUUAAAUUAUUAUAAUAAAAAUAAAGUGAAUAAAACAUGCCGUUAAAUAUUUAACAUGAUAAACCCUUAGAAUAAAAAAAAACCUAAAAAAGUAAAAAGUGAAAGAACCCAUAGAAGUGGGGAAUGGGGACAUUGGAACAUUCUUUCAUUCCUUUUCGCGCGUUUGUCUUGAAUUCCUCACCUCACACCUACACAUUACACAACACCAUUUAUAACCGUCUUCCUCUGUUUUCAUCUCCAUUUUUCUGCCAUUUUUCCCGCUUUUCAAGGUUUUCUCUCUUCUCCAACCUUCAACCAUGAAUUCUCCUGCUACUUCUUCUUCUUCCUCACGCUUCUUCUCUUCAAUCCCUUCUCUCAAACCCCCUUCUUCAUCCUCCAUUACUCCUACUCGAUUACCCUUUUCCAAUUCUACCCUCAAUUUCCCUCUCCUCAAGACCACCCCUAAAUAUUUCAUAAACCCUAAUUCUUCCUCUUCAUCCUCCGUUUGUGCCGCCGCAAUUACCUCGACUCCGGUGCCGGAAACCUCCGACCUCGCUGCAUCGAAAUUUGAUAGGUUAAUUGCAGAAUUUCUCCCGUUGACUGACCCCGUUGACCGGGUGAAGCAUUUGCUGACUUACGCGGCGAAGUUUCCGCCGUUAGAUGAGGAGAAUCGGACGGCGAAGAAUCGUGUGAUGGGGUGCACGACACAAGUCUGGGUUGACGCGAAGCUUGACGAAGAAGGGAGAAUGAGAUUCAUGGCGGAUAGUGAUUCUGAGCUGAGUAGAGGGUUUUGUGGGUGUUUAAUCUGGGUUUUGGAUGGCGCUUUUCCUGAGGAAGUGUUGGAUUUUAAGAUUGAAGAUUUAGGGUUGUUGAAUUUUGGGGGAAUUUCUGGGGGAGUUAAUUCUAGGGUUAAUACUUGGUAUAAUGUUUUGAUUAGUAUGCAGAAGAAGACUAAAUUUCUGGUUGCUGAAAAAGAUGGGAAGGUUUUUGGUGAACCUUUUCCUUCUAUGGUUAUUUCAGCUGAUGGAAUUACUGCUAAAGGUGGCUUUGCUGAAACGCAGGCAAGAUAUUUGUUCCCUGAUGAAUCACAAGUCAAUGAUCUUGUCAAACAUCUCAAAGAAAAGAACAUUGGCAUUGUUGCACAUUUCUAUAUGGAUCCUGAGGUCCAAGGUGUCCUAACUGCAGCCCAAAAGCAGUGGCCACACAUCCAUAUAUCAGACUCAUUGGUUAUGGCUGAUAGAGCUGUCAAUAUGGCUAAAGCUGGAUGCCAAUUUAUUGCUGUUCUUGGUGUAGAUUUCAUGUCGGAAAAUGUCCGUGCAAUCCUUGAUCAGGCUGGCUAUGACAAGGUUGGUGUUUACAGGAUGUCUGAUGAACGAAUUGGUUGCUCAUUGGCUGAUGCUGCAGCUACAACAGAAUACAUGAAAUAUCUUGAGAUUGCCUCUUUGUCACCACCUUCACUGCAUGUGAUCUAUAUUAAUACUUCAUUGGAGACAAAAGCUCAUGCUCAUGAGCUUGUGCCAACAAUAACAUGUACAUCUUCCAAUGUGGUGCAAACAAUUUUGCAGGCAUUUGCACAGAUUCCUGACCUGACGGUGUAUUAUGGACCGGAUUCCUACAUGGGUGCCAAUAUCGCAGAGUUGUUUCAGCAGAUGGCCUUGAUGUCAGAUGAAGAAAUUUCAGCAGUACAUCCACAACAUAACAGAAACUCAAUCAGAUCUUUGCUUCCACGCUUACAAUACUUCCAGGAUGGUACAUGCAUUGUACAUGACCUUUUUGGACAUGAUGUUGUAGAGAAGAUAAAUGACAUGUACUGUGAUGCAUUCCUUACUGCCCAUUUUGAGGUCCCUGGAGAAAUGUUCUCUUUGGCUAUGGAAGCAAAAAGACGAGGAAUGGGGGUAGUUGGCUCCACCCAGAACAUAUUAGAUUUCAUAAAACAGAGACUACAAGAGGCUCUGGAUAGAAAUAUUGAUGACCAUCUUCAAUUUGUUCUGGGGACAGAAUCAGGAAUGAUUACUUCCAUUGCUGCUACAGUGCGUGCAAUGUUGAUGUCCACAAAACCUUCUCCGAAGAGAGCUGAUAUUAGUGUUGAGAUAGUUUUUCCUGUAUCAUCGGAUUCAGUAUCAAACACAAAAAAUACUUCAUGUGGCAGCUCUAAUUUAACAGGAGUUGAAGAUCCAGUAAAUCUUACUGUUGUACCUGGAGUUACAAAUGGUGAAGGGUGCUCCAUCCAUGGGGGAUGUGCAUCCUGUCCAUACAUGAAGAUGAAUUCUCUAAGCGCCCUUCUUAAAGUUUGCCAAAACCUGCCAAAUGAUAGGCAUGUUCUCUUUGCUUAUGAAGCUGGAAGAUUUAGUUCUCAGACAGUGAAUGGAAGAUCAAUAGCUGAUGUUGGAUGUGAACCAAUUCUUCACAUGAGGCACUUUCAGGCACACCGAGAACUGCCAGCGAAGCUAAUUCAUCAGGUUUGCCGAUCAUCUGUAAAUGGGAAGCCAGCAUUAUAAGAUGUAACGAACUUUGUCAUAUGCGGUGGCUGUCAGAUUGGUGCGGCUGCUCAAUGGAUGGCUUCAUAUGCAAUUUUGUCAGAUGAUGAUUUAUAUCCAACUUACCUGCUGCAAAAGAGGAACUUAUGACUGUUGCUUGGUUCUGUAACCCUUCCCCUCUUCCUUUUGGGUUGGUACUUGUGUAGUUGUGUUGAUUAUUGUUACCUUCAUACCUUAAAAUAGUCCAGUCUUAGAAUUCUAGGAACAGAAUGAGAGAUAUACCGGGCAAUGUGUUGUACAUAUGAUUACACUCAUGUCUGAAUUAUCAAAUACACAAUUCUGGGCAUUUUCCCCAAUAAUUAAAUGAUUCCUCAAGGUUCUAAUGCAAAGGAAAGUUAUCAGACCCAAUAGUAUAUUUAAACAGGAAAAUUUUCUCUUUGGAUACCUUAUAUUUUGGUUGAUCUACUAUGGUGCCGAGGUCAAUAAAGCUGUUCCAAUUUGGAAUCAUUCAUAUCUAAUUUUAUCUAAAUUGCCCAAAGUAUCAUUUUUGCUUAAUAUUUUUCCUUUUUUUUUUUUUCUCUUUUUUCAUAAAUACCUUGGCAAUCUGUUCCUAGGUGAUAAUGAGAAAUAUUUUGUGGACAUAAAACUUUGAAACAUUUUUUUUACCACUUUAUGGGUGAUGUUCAA
Messenger RNA from Chenopodium quinoa (quinoa), 3551 nucleotides. RefSeq names its product quinolinate synthase, chloroplastic-like. The record is from RefSeq and is a predicted model, not a curated record. The transcript is spliced from 7 exons. Gene Ontology annotation, molecular function: 4 iron, 4 sulfur cluster binding; quinolinate synthetase A activity. Gene Ontology annotation, biological process: 'de novo' NAD+ biosynthetic process from L-aspartate. The coding region runs from base 705 to 2885 and encodes 726 amino acids. NCBI's taxonomy places the organism in Eukaryota, Viridiplantae, Streptophyta, Magnoliopsida, Caryophyllales, Amaranthaceae. Gene Ontology annotation, cellular component: chloroplast.